GUUGGGAUGGCGGAGGUGGCGUGCGCCAUGUCCGCGCUGUGGCGGCGGCUGGCGGCGCUGGGCCGGCGGCUGGCGGCGCUGAGGGGAGCGGGCGGCGACGAUACUUUCUUAAUGAAAGGUGCUGCUACUCUGGAGAAAUUGAAGGACCUCUAUACAGAAGAGAAAGAAAAAACAAAUCCUUCUGAGCUUUUGCAGCUUUAUGCACAGGCUGUCUUAGAUAUAACAUAUUUUGAGGAAAACCAGCUUGUGGAUGAAGAUUUUCCAGAAGAUUAUUCCUUACAAAAAGUUAAAGAACUUACUUGUAUUCUUUCAGAACCGGAAGACUUACUGAAAGAAUGCAACAUAAAUGAAGAAUCUACCAGCAUCCUUGGCACAGAGUUAUUUGAAUGUCUUUACUGGAGAAAAGGAGCCCUGCUUUACAUGUAUUGUCACACUGUAAAAGAAAGGAGUGAAUGGCUAAGAGAAAAUAUCAGCUUAUUUAAAAAGUGUCUUAGUGAUGGAGUCCAUUACUUGAUGAAGAUGCUUAGCUUUAGAUGCCCUCUACAGGUAGAUGAAGAUGUCUCAUUUCAGGAUAAAGAUACAGCUAGAUUACUCAGUGAAGGUGUGUUUAGUGAUACCCACUUACUGGCAAUGAUGUACAGUGGAGAAAUGUGCUACUGGGGACUGAAACACUGUGGAGAAAGGAAGCAAAAAAGCCUUGAGACGACAGAUGCAGCAUCUAGCAGAUCGCAGAGUGCAUCACUGGCUUUCCGAGAAGUGGGCAAAAACAUGUUAACAAAAUACGUGGCAGCAUGUGAAGGACCUUUAAAAGGACAAGGGUGGAACACAACGAGCGCAAAGCAAAUGUUGCAUUACUUCAGGAAAUCCCCCGUCUGAAGCUGGUGCUGUUGCUGUCGCUCUCGGGGGCAGCUCACUGCAGGAGGAAUGUGCCUAGGGAGCUGCUCUGCGCUGAGGCCAGACGCUGCCCGCUCGCUGACUGCCUGGCCCGGACGCGAGCGCUGCUGCAGGGGCACCGCUUGCAAGGCCGCUGCGGCGCAGCCCGGUAAAGCCGUGCCCGCUGGAGGUUCGGCUCGGCCGGCGGUGGCGGGGUGCGGGCGCCGCCCUCGGCGCGGAGGCGUU
Messenger RNA from Rhea pennata, 1119 nucleotides. RefSeq names its product RAB7A interacting MON1-CCZ1 complex subunit 1 (gene RIMOC1). Bases 7 to 876 code for a protein of 289 amino acids. The record is from RefSeq and is a predicted model, not a curated record. The transcript is spliced from 6 exons. Gene Ontology annotation, biological process: mitophagy. NCBI's taxonomy places the organism in Eukaryota, Metazoa, Chordata, Aves, Rheiformes, Rheidae.